Molecule: messenger RNA, 531 nt
Organism: Rhododendron vialii
Lineage: Eukaryota; Viridiplantae; Streptophyta; Magnoliopsida; Ericales; Ericaceae
Exons: 1
Coding region: 1-531 (176 amino acids)
Source: RefSeq, a predicted model, not a curated record
AUGCGAUUUUCAAAGCGUGUGCUCACAGAUAUGAGGGAAACCCUAGGUUUGGACAUGGGUUUCUUUGGAAAUUGCAGGGUAUACCAUAAAGUUCUUGCAUGGGAAUGUUUGGGAGAUAGAAAUGGAUUGUCAGAAGCAGCUUUUGCUCUAGGGGACGCAGGGAAGAAGAUGGAAAAUAAAAGGAUACUCGAUUUGAUUGAUCAGUUGGAAGGUGAUAAUUUUGAAUCCUAUUCAAUAUCCACUAUUAACAGUCGAGACCUAAUUUCUGCUAAAUUAGAUAAUCUGGAGUCAAAUUCAACCAUAUUUGAAGAAUGUUGUGAUCCGAUUCAAGUUUCUUGUUACAUUGAGCCUGUGUUGGGAGAAGGGCAAGUACUAAUCCUUCAAUCGCCACCGGGGGAGGGUGGAUUUAGCAGAGUGGCUAUGGUUAUGCUACCAAAGGAUGGGGUUGUCAAGUUGUGUGAAGAUACUCUUCUCCUCCAAUUUAACCCGACUAAUUUGAGGGGAAUAUGCAGAUUACGAAAUAUCGUUUGA